Molecule: messenger RNA, 1971 nt
Organism: Perca flavescens (yellow perch)
Lineage: Eukaryota; Metazoa; Chordata; Actinopteri; Perciformes; Percidae
Gene: hpse
Product: heparanase
Biological process (GO): angiogenesis involved in wound healing; cell-matrix adhesion
Cellular component (GO): membrane; extracellular matrix
Molecular function (GO): hydrolase activity, acting on glycosyl bonds
Source: RefSeq, a predicted model, not a curated record
CAGCAAAGAAGACGUGACAAAACAUUUAAAAAGUCACAAAAAUGUUGGGAAGAAACCAUAAAAGUGUCCAAGACAUUGAAAAAGUCACAAAAACGUCGGAAAAAAAGCCAUAAGAACUUUAAAAAUCCUGGAUCUACUUUUUGGCACUCCGCCGGCUCCGGUGAGUCCGGAUGAAGGACGCGUGUCCGCGGCUGUAAACAAGACAAAGAUUCCGGAAGUGCUGCUGCUGCUGCGCGCGUCGGAGCUCCAGUCUGCUGUCUAUCCAUGGAUUACGUCAGGCUGCCGCUGGUCCUGGUCCUGGUUCUGGUUCUGGUUCUGGUUCCCCACUGGUACCGCACCGGAGCAGCGGGGCUCCGCGUGAGAGGAGAGCAGAAGCGGAACUGUUCCGCGGUGAAGCUGGAUCUCUCCGCGGUGAUCCGCCGGGUGGACCCGCGGUUCUUAUCCGUCACCAUCGAUGCGAGCCUGGCUACAGAGGAGAAGUUCAUGUCGCUGUUAGGCUCUGCAAAGAUCAGGACGCUGGCAAAAGCAUUAACACCAUCUUUUCUGAGAUUUGGGGGGACGAGACAAGACUUCAUGGUGUUCACCCCCCGGAGGUCUCACCGGGACGCUGCAGGUUUCACCGCCGAUGGGUCCUGUGAUGACUUCGAGCUUCCCUCGUGGCUGGAGGACCGGCUGAAGAAGGACUGGACCCGACAGCAAGCGGUCCUGAUGAAAGAAGACCUGAACAGAAAGUACCGACGGGUCAAGUUCACAGAGGACACAGUGGACAUGCUGCAUUCCUUCUCCAGCUGCUCGGGGACGGAUCUGAUCUUCGGGCUCAACGCUCUGCUCCGAAACGCCGACAACAGCUGGAACAGCAGCAACGCCCGCUCGCUGCUGCAGUACUGCGAGUCCCGAGGCUACCGCAUCAGCUGGGAGCUAGGCAACGAACCCAACAGCUAUGAGAAGAAGGCUGGGAUUCGAGUGGAUGGAUAUCAGCUGGGAAAGGACUUCACCCGUCUCAGAGAGAUGAUGUCACAGUCCAAACUUUACCACGGCGCCGGACUGUUCGGGCCAGACGUGGGCCAGCCCCGAGACCACCGGGCCGACCUGCUGGAGGGGUUUCUGCAGAGUGGAGCUGAGGCCGUGAACGCCUGCACCUGGCACCAUUACUACGUCAACGGCAGAGACACGUCUCUGGAGGACUUUCUGGAUCCUGAGAUCCUGGACACUCUGGCCCUGAAGACUAAAGAAGUCCUGCAGACGGUGAAGCUGGUGUCUCCAGAGAAGCCCGUGUGGCUCGGAGAGACGAGCUCGGCGUACGGAGGAGGAGCUGUCGGCCUGUCGGACACGUUCGCCGCAGGAUUCAUGUGGUUGGAUAAGCUGGGCCUUGCAGCCACACUGGGCCUGGAUGUUGUGAUGCGGCAGGUGUUGAUUGGCUCUGGGACUUAUCACCUGGUGGACGACAACCUGGAUCCUCUCCCCGACUACUGGCUGUCUGUUCUCUACAAGACUCUCGUGGGUCCCGAGGUUUUAAGAGUUGAGUUCUCCAGCUUCGCUCGCAGUAGAACCGUGAGGCUGUAUCUGCACUGCUCCAACAAACUCAGGUACCAGCGUGGAGCGGUGACCCUGAUGUCUCUGAACCUCGGCGAGACACCGGCCAGCAUCUGUCUCCCGCCACUCGCCCCCCCCCCUACAGUGGACGCCUUCAUACUGCAGCCGGGGGAGGGGGGGCUCUACUCCAGGUGGGAGGGGGGGCUCUACUCCAGGUCUGUGCUGCUGAAUGGAGCCCUGUUAAAGAUGGAGGACGAGCAGACUCUCCCUGACCUCUCAGCGUCUCGCCUCCCUCCGUCUGACCGGCUGCAGCUUCCUGCCUUCUCGCUCGCCUUCUUCGUGCUCACAGACGCCAAGGCAGCCGCCUGUCUCUGACCCUCUACACACACACACACACACACACACACACACACACACACACACACACACACACACACA